CACAGAGUGCGAGCGGCUCGAGCUUCGUGACCUGACCGUUGGCCCGCAUCUGCUUCCAGGAAUCUUUGCGAGCGAACGUCCGAGACAGCCCUUGUGCCCACGGCGUUCCUGCCGAGAGCAUCUGCCUGUCCGCCAACUCUACCGACAGUUAUUCUCGAGCCCUCCGGCUUCUACCUUCGACCGCCACGUUCUUCCACUAGCCGACGUAGCAUUACCGAGCAAACAUGACGACAAACUAUUCGUAGGCACAGUGAUCAUCCUGCUUCUCCUGAUCGCGGGACUGCUUUUCAUCUACUUGAGCGGAUCGUCCGCUGGAGCUAGCGCUCACAUUGGCAGCGGGGAAGGCGAGUCCUCAGGGGGAGGCGACGGAAGUUCAGGACCAUCGGGACCCUCGGGACCCUCGGGACAGUUCAUCAAGGCAACACCGCCACCACCGACGACCCGAGCGACGCGGCGCCACCGCACAAUAGCUGUUCAAACCACAUCACCAACCCCAGACCUAAUCCAAGAGACACCCCACACGGCGCGUCCAGUGCCGAAGAAGCGCGAACCGUACGAGGACCUCCUCCUGUGCACGAUAAGUCACAGGGCAAUAUUCAAGGAGAUGUACCCACCAGACGGCCACUGUGACUUGCUCUUCUACACUACAGCUUACUACGAGCCCUCGUCCAAGGAGUUUCUGGGCGCGCGAGAUCAAUUCAGCUUCGACGUGUUCCGCAGCCAAGCGAGAUCGGCUGGUGCGAACAGCAAGACCGGCUACGGCGUGUCUUUCGAUUACACCACCUACCGGACUCCACCGAAAGCUCCGGCAAAACUGGAUAUCGCGUCAGGCUUGCCCUCCUCGAGGCCCAUGCGCUCGAUCCGUCCACAUUGUGAGCGCGCGAAGGGGUACUCAAGCCUCAUCGACGACGAACUCAAGCGAACGCCAGCGCAGCAUGCCUUUCAAGCACUGUGGAACAACAACAUCUACCACUACGGCAUGCUGCACAUUUUGGACUCACUGAAGAGGCUCACAUACAAGAAUCAACUACGGCUCAUCAAGACGAUAAAAGAAAGACAGGAUGCCUUGGGAGCAAGUAAAAAUGGACAACGCGUCCUUGGAUUCUUACAGGUAUACAAGAGCGAUAUUACAACACUUGUAAACUUCACUCAGUGGAAUUAUCCAGUCACCAUAAUCGUGACAUGCGGUCACACGUGGAAGGCCUCUUAUGAUGAUGUUAUACGUGUGCCACAACUAUGGAUAGGACCAAAAAUGACCAACUUGAACGACAUUGCCAGUCAUUGGGCAAAGGUGAAGAUCAACGACAACGUCAGAAUCAUGGUGUCAUUUACCAUGUCGGCCUCGGUGUGGAUCACAAAAGGCAGCACCGGCAGCGCUACGAACCCCUUGAGCUAUAGAUGCAAAUGGUGGAACCCUGUGGUAUACGUGCAGAGUUGCAAAGACACGUUCAGCAAGACAAAGUAUAUCCCGAGCGCUGAGACCAUGAUCAGCAGCAGCAAAGGCCUUGAAGUUUUGCUGGCGUUCGACACCGCGGAGAACCUCAGGAAAAAGACGGAGUUGUUCUUCGCUCGAGUGGGAAACCUGCCGAAAAAGCAUGGCUUGGCACUUUAUGACGUCGACUUCGACGACUACACUAACGCGUGCGGCAAGGGCGCCUUUCAACGGCUUAAGACGCUUAGCCGGUACUUGCAUUUGUAACGCGGCCGACCGCCACUGCUCACAAGCGACCACCCGCUGCCCCUGCUUUCCCCGCUGUCUGCAGUGAAAUAAACACGCUGUUCGCUGCAGAUUACCAAGAUACCUGCAUCCAAUGA
Dermacentor albipictus is the source of this 1815-nucleotide messenger RNA. NCBI's taxonomy places the organism in Eukaryota, Metazoa, Arthropoda, Arachnida, Ixodida, Ixodidae. The record is from RefSeq and is a predicted model, not a curated record.